AUGAUCCACCGCGAAGUAGCCGAUGGUCUAGAGCGUCUUUGGAACGUAAGAGUAAACUGCAUAUGGGAAGCCGAUGAAAGUAGUCGCCAUGGAGAGGUUUAUAUAUUCGACCAUGUAUUUAAUCAGGAAUGUACAAAUUCAGAUGUAUAUGGAUCUGUAGUAAAACCUUUAGUCGAUUCCUUCAUGGAAGGUUUCAAUGCCACAAUAUUUGCAUAUGGCCAAACAUCUUCUGGCAAAACACACACCAUUUUGGGCAAUAAAACAGAUCCUGGGCUUUUCCAAUUAGUAUCCAAUCAGUUAUUCCAGCAUGUGGCAGACCAGGUUGAUAAGAGGUACUUGAUUAGAUGCAGUUAUAUUGAAAUCUACAAUGAAAAGAUCAAUGACCUCCUGGAUAAGAGCAAUCAGGGUUUAACUAUGAGAAGAUAUCAAAGGAAAUGUGCUGCAAGGGAAGCUGUCGUAGACAAUGUUGAUAAAGUUAUGGAGAACAUGAUGCAGGGCAAUAAGAUCAGACGAGUUGCAGCUACUCGCAUGAAUGAGAGGUCAUCUCGAUCACACACGAUUUUCCGGAUUAUUCUGGAGUCGAAAGAUGCCAAUCAGAAAGAUGGACCUGUACAUAUAAGCUACCUUAACUUAAUGGACUUAGCUGGUUCUGAGAGAGUUUCUCUGACGAAAGCUGCUGGUGAGCGUCUUAAAGAGGGGGCUAACAUAAACAAAUCUUUGUCAGUAUUAGGAAAUGUGAUAAGGCAACUAAGCGAGGGGAAGGAGUUUAUCAGUUAUCGCGAUUCGAAAUUGACUAGACUGCUCUCACAGGCUCUUGGCGGUAAUGCCAAAUCAUUGAUUAUCGGGAAUGUUACUUUAGCUGCAGAGGAGGAGACUAGAUCUACACCAGAAUUCGCCCAAAGCACUAAAACUGUCAAAAAUAAAACGAAAGUAAACAUCUUGUCAGCUACAGAAGAGACACUUCAAGGAUAUCAGAACUUGACUCGCGAUCUCGAAACUCGGCUCAAAAAGCAGGCAAUUAAGCUAAAAGAGAUGGAUAAAAGCAAACAAGAGUAUCUGCUCGAGAUAGAAAGACUAAAAACGGAAGUAUCUAUUGUCGGGCGCUUUCAAAUGGGAGCCUCGGCAUCAACACCGAAAAAAAAUUAA
This is a messenger RNA of Acanthoscelides obtectus, 1146 nucleotides long. The record is from the annotation of a GenBank genome assembly. Lineage: Eukaryota; Metazoa; Arthropoda; Insecta; Coleoptera; Chrysomelidae.